Messenger RNA from Penicillium waksmanii, 741 nucleotides. RefSeq names its product J-type chaperone JAC1. The coding region runs from base 1 to 741 and encodes 246 amino acids. Gene Ontology annotation, cellular component: mitochondrion. The transcript has a single exon. Gene Ontology annotation, molecular function: ATPase activator activity; protein-folding chaperone binding. The record is from RefSeq and is a predicted model, not a curated record. Gene Ontology annotation, biological process: [2Fe-2S] cluster assembly; protein complex oligomerization. Lineage: Eukaryota; Fungi; Ascomycota; Eurotiomycetes; Eurotiales; Aspergillaceae.
AUGAUGCUCUGUCAACACCGCGCACAGCCCGCUCAAAGCCAAGCAGCUCUAUCUCGAUCCCAGCCAUCAAUCCUAUCUUCGCCCUCGCGCUCGCUGAACUCCCGAUUCGCAUCCACAAAAUCUGGAAUAGACACAGCAGCCGGCGAAUCAACUCUAGUCGGCGCCCCAGAUAUAACAAACUACUAUACGAUCUUCCCGCGCUCAAUUCCAUCCGGCCCACCACCAUCCUCACCCUUCGAGAUCUCAAUCUCUGAUCUCCGCCGCGAAUUCCUCCAACUACAAGGCCUCAUUCACCCAGACAAAUACCCAUCCGGAGACGCGAAACAGCACGCAGAAGCCCUAUCCGCCCGCAUCAACGAGGCGUACCGCACACUCGCCGAUCCGCUCCAGCGAGCGCAGUACCUCCUGCGCGAAUGGCACGGCAUCGACGUGACAGCCGAAGACGCCUCGACCAAACACGCGCUCGAUGCGCAGACUUUGAUGGAGGUUAUGGAGGUGCAGGAGACUAUUGAAGAAGUGGGUGCGAGCCCGGAGGCGGAGGCGGAGAUUGAGGCGUUGAAGGCGGAGAAUGAUAUGCGUAUUAUGGUGUGUGUGGGGGCUUUGUCGGGUGCGUUUGAUAGAGGGGAUAUUGAGGGCGCUAGAAAGGAGUGUAUUACUUUGCGCUUUUGGUAUAGUGUUGGUGAGGGCUUGAGGGAGUGGGAGCCUGGUAGUACGGAGAUUCGUCUCGUGCAUGGCCACUGA